Hydractinia symbiolongicarpus is the source of this 769-nucleotide messenger RNA. Its product is annotated as calmodulin-beta-like. Lineage: Eukaryota; Metazoa; Cnidaria; Hydrozoa; Anthoathecata; Hydractiniidae. Gene Ontology annotation, molecular function: calcium ion binding. The transcript has 3 exons. Gene Ontology annotation, cellular component: cytoplasm. The record is from RefSeq and is a predicted model, not a curated record. Bases 7 to 459 code for a protein of 150 amino acids.
GCCAGGAUGAAUCGAUUCACGCCAGAUCAAAUUCGUGAAUAUAAUGACGCCUUUUGCGUGUUGGAUACUCAAAACAAGGGCUUUAUUUUAUGCACCCAAAUUCGCGAUAUGUUAAAAACAAUUGGUUAUAAUCCGACAGAUAAAGAUUUAGAGAAUCUAACGAUUGUUAUUGAUGAUGGAAAUGGUGAAAUUGAUUUCAAUGAAUUCAUGGAUUUAAUUGAUAAACUUGAAACAGAGGAGAAAAAUGUUCAAGAAGCACAAAUUGCAUUUAAUGCAUUUGAUUUCAUGGGUGAAGGGUUCGUUGCUGCUAACGAUAUAAAAGAAGCCUUAACUCAUAUCAUGGAGAAAGCAGAUGAAAAAGAUCUAGACGCUGUUCUAAAACAUUUUAAGUUGGAACAAAAUCGAAAAAUCAGUUUUCCAGAAUUUAAAGAUAUGAUGACUUUACCUGCUAAUAAAUAAAACACAAUAUAUCUCCUCUAAAAGACUUAUAUCACAACGAAAUCUCGGUAUAGAUUAUGGGAAAGAGCAAAGCACGGUUUCUUUGUUACGCAGUGUCAUUCGUGAAGAGUGAGCCAAUGGCACAAUUUUUUUGAUCUAUGUACAGGGCACUUUGACUGUACUCACAUGCGCAAGAGUGUACACAUAAAAUUUGGUACUUAUACAGAAAUACCACUGGGAAUGUUUUCAAAAGAAAACAACCUCGACGUUGUUUAUGUUGUUUUUGCAGGUAGCUUAAGUAUCCUAUAGAUACAUUGAGGAAUAAACUCAA